Molecule: messenger RNA, 2478 nt
Organism: Centruroides sculpturatus (bark scorpion)
Lineage: Eukaryota; Metazoa; Arthropoda; Arachnida; Scorpiones; Buthidae
Product: monocarboxylate transporter 12-B-like
Exons: 10
Coding region: 3-2450 (815 amino acids)
Biological process (GO): transmembrane transport; monocarboxylic acid transport
Molecular function (GO): monocarboxylic acid transmembrane transporter activity
Source: RefSeq, a predicted model, not a curated record
UAAUGAACAUGGAAUUCAAAUGCUUUCAGAAUCUAAAAGACAAAGUUCACAAAGUUCUGGAAACUGAAAAAUUGGAACAAGGAUGCAAUUGGAUAAUUGUUUUUGCAGCUUUUAUGAUUCAUAUCAUUUCCGAUGGAAUAGUUUAUACUUUCGGUAUAUUUUAUUCCGAAAUUAUUCACAAUAACGGAUAUAACAGCGGUGAAACAGCUUGGAUUCCAUCUACUAUGAGCGGAAUGCUUAAUUUUGUCGGCCCAUUAGCUGGAGUUCUGACAAAUAAAUAUGGUUGCCGAUUUGUGUGCAUAUUAGGAUCUUUGGUAUCAUCUGCUGGAUAUGCACUUGGCUCUUUAGCUUUUAAUAUAACAUAUUUAUACUUAACUGUUGGAUUAUGUACAGGUGCAGGAAUUGGGCUUAUGUAUUUUGCCGCAAUAAUUUCUGUAAAUCAUCAUUUUAACGAAAACCGAGCUUUCGCAACAGGCUUGGCUGCAUGUGGAUCUGGAAUUGGAACUUUUAUUCUUGCUCCAGUUUUACAGUUUUUAACUAACGUUUACGGAUGGAAAGGAGCGAUGUUUUUUGCUUCUGGAUUUCUGUUUAGUGGAUAUAUAUUUGGAACCCUUUUGAGCCCGAUUUCACGCGUAAAAAAGAAGAAUUGGAAAUUCGGUUCAGUUCAUUCAGUUCACAAAAAUGAUAAACAGAUUAAUUUAAUUUUACCAAGAAAAUCUAUAUCUCUUCCAAUCCUGAGUGAAUAUUCUUCGUUUUCCAUUCUAAAUAAUUCAAAAAUAUCGAAUAAUUAUUUCAGCGACCCAUCUCUCAUUCACGAUAGAGAAAAUUUUGAGAUAUUAAUUAUGAACGAAGUACCCAAUAAACAACGAAACGAAUUUUCAGGAUAUUUUAAUUUUAACAUAUUUCAAGAUUCUAUUUUUAUUAUUUACAUUUUUUCAAAUUUUUUAACUUUUCUGGGAAUUGAAACGGUAUCGAUCUACACAGUUGAAAAAAUUACACAUAAAAACAUAGCAACUAAAAGAGAAGCAAGCUAUCUUAUAUCUGUCAUUGGAAUAUUUAACACGUUAGGAAGGAUAAUUUUUGGAUAUAUUUCAGACAAAUGCGGACAGAACCGACUUUGGUUAUACAUUGGAUCAUUAGCUGUUUGUGGUUUUUGUAUAAGUCUUAGCACCUUUUUCUUUAAUUACAUUCAAAUGAUUAUCUUUUCAGCAAUUUUUGGUUUAUUUUAUGGGGCCUAUAUUUCGUUGUUAUCCAUUAUUCUUGUUGACCUUCUUGGAUUAGAAAAAUUAACAGACUCUUUUGGAUUUGUCCUUUUCUUUCAAGGAAUAGCGUCAUUUUUUGGUAUACCAAUAACAGGUGCAGGAAUUGGGCUUAUGUAUUUUGCCGCAAUAAUUUCUGUAAAUCAUCAUUUUAACGAAAACCGAGCUUUCGCAACUGGCUUGGCUGCAUGUGGAUCUGGAAUUGGAACUUUUAUUCUUGCUCCAGUUUUACAGUUUUUAACUAACGUUUACGGAUGGAAAGGAGCGAUGUUUUUUGCUUCUGGAUUUCUGUUUAGUGGAUAUAUAUUUGGAACCCUUUUGAGCCCGAUUUCACGCGUAAAAAAGAAGAAUUGGAAAUUCGGUUCAGUUCAUUCAGUUCACAAAAAUGAUAAACAGAUUAAUUUAAUUUUACCAAGAAAAUCUAUAUCUCUUCCAAUCCUGAGUGAAUAUUCUUCGUUUUCCAUUCUAAAUAAUUCAAAAAUAUCGAAUAAUUAUUUCAGCGACCCAUCUCUCAUUCACGAUAGAGAAAAUUUUGAGAUAUUAAUUAUGAACGAAGUACCCAAUAAACAACGAAACGAAUUUUCAGGAUAUUUUAAUUUUAACAUAUUUCAAGAUUCUAUUUUUAUUAUUUACAUUUUUUCAAAUUUUUUAACUUUUCUGGGAAUUGAAACGGUAUCGAUCUACACAGUUGAAAAAAUUACACAUAAAAACAUAGCAACUAAAAGAGAAGCAAGCUAUCUUAUAUCUGUCAUUGGAAUAUUUAACACGUUAGGAAGGAUAAUUUUUGGAUAUAUUUCAGACAAAUGCGGACAGAACCGACUUUGGUUAUACAUUGGAUCAUUAGCUGUUUGUGGUUUUUGUAUAAGUCUUAGCACCUUUUUCUUUAAUUACAUUCAAAUGAUUAUCUUUUCAGCAAUUUUUGGUUUAUUUUAUGGGGCCUAUAUUUCGUUGUUAUCCAUUAUUCUUGUUGACCUUCUUGGAUUAGAAAAAUUAACAGACUCUUUUGGAUUUGUCCUUUUCUUUCAAGGAAUAGCGUCAUUUUUUGGUAUACCAAUAACAGGAUGGUUAUAUGAUCAAACUGGAUCUUUCGAACCUGGGUUUUUAUUUUCUGGAAUCUCCGUUUUAUUAAGUAGUUUUGUCAUGUUUGCAAUACCAAUUUUUCAAAAAAGAAAUAUCUUCGAUCUACCCUAAUUUGAAUGCAAAGAAAUAUGAAUUUAAU